This is a messenger RNA of Cuscuta campestris, 2367 nucleotides long. The record is from the annotation of a GenBank genome assembly. Lineage: Eukaryota; Viridiplantae; Streptophyta; Magnoliopsida; Solanales; Convolvulaceae.
GCCCAAAAAAGAAACACAGUCCAAUCCCAGCCGCAAACUGGAACGCGCGGAAGACCGUAGGGCGAAGACGGGAGGAAGACGACUCGCCGCAUCUUCACUGCUGCCGGCUGCCAGCCUGACGGCGACGCCGCCCAUCACUCCCGCAUUCACUUCAGUCUUCCGGGUUUAGGUCCAAUUCGUCGCUUUCACGAUUCUUCUCUCUUCUUAACGGGCCACUGCCGUCUUUGCUUCUCUAAGCUCGCCGAGAGCUGUCGGUCUCUGGGAGAAAGCACAGUAGCAGACUCGUUUUAUACGCCUUUCAUCUUGUCUCAUAAAACCCACAGAUGGUGAAUUCAGCUGCAAGUGAAUUCGGCUGUGAUGGAGUUUGUGAACUGGUAGAACAUCUGGAGGGAAAAGAAAAUACGAGUUCAAUGAGCUGUCCCGAAGCUGAAAAUAGUGGGGAUGUGAUUUGUUACAAGGGAGCAGAAAUGGGUAGUGGUGAGGAAGUUAAAGUUAAGGAGGAGGUAGUGGCUUGUAGUGAAUAUGUGACGGUGGGAGAGUUGGGUUGUUUGAUUGAGAAGGAGUUGGAAAAUGUUAAUUUAAAUGGUGCAUUUUCUGUGAAGGAGGAAGCUCAAGUUAUGAGUAGUGAGGACAUCGAUGGUGUAAAGAGUAGUGCGGGCGAUCAUUAUGCAAAAAUCACUACGACGGGUAAUGGAAAUGAGGAAGGAGUAACGAGUCAUGAAGUAGGGAUUGGUAAAGAUGAGAGCUCUUCUGAUUCUGAGUCUGAGUCUGAGUCUGAUGCCUCGUCUUCUUCAUCUUCCUCUGCAUCCAGUAGUGAUGAUGAUAACGAAGAUGACGAUGACCUUGAGGAUAAUGAAGGAUGUAAUAUCAAUAGAAAGGAUACAGACAUUGAAGAAGGUGAGAUCUUAGCGUGCGGUGCAGAUGAUAUGGUUGCUUGGAGUGAUGAUGGUGAUGAUGGUGUGGAGGGAAGUGGUCCUAAGGGACCAAUAAGGUCUAAGAAUGAGCUGCAGGAACUCCCUUUUGUUCCGCCUGUCAAUGUGACUAUACAACCCCAUCACCAGACCCUUCCUGUUGGAAGCAUUUCUUCAAUACUUGGUGCUCAAGUCAUAGUCGAAGGCAUGGAGAAGCACAACCCUCUUAACGAGGGUUCGAUUCUAUGGAUAACCGAAACCCGAACCCCGCUUGGGAUAGUGGACGAAAUAUUUGGGCCCGUGAAGAACCCUUACUACAUUGUAAGGUACAAUUCAGAAGACGAAGUGCCCGACGGGAUCCAACAAGGAACCCUGGUUUCUUUUGUUCAGGAAUUUGCACAUCACGUCCUCAACGACAAGAAUAUUUACAAAAAGGGAUACGAUGCGUCCGGGGAGAACGACGAGGAGCUAUCCGACGAGGGAGAAUUCUCGGACGACGAGAAAGAAGCCGAAUACAAGCAGAUGAUGAAAAUGAAAAAGAGGGGUGGGCCCACUGAACAGAGAUUUGGGGGGAACACAACUAUGGACAAGAAGGUAAGAAACCGACCGGCGGUGUAUCAAAAACAAAACCAAACAACAGCUGGUGGCCAGCCAGCACAAGGUUCUUCAUUGGCUCAUCAGCCGGCACAGUUUCACGGUGGUGGGGCCCCAUCAAGUGGCGGAGGAAUGCCAUGUCAGCAGCAGCCACAGAACAGUUGGUCUCCUUCUUUCCCUAUGAUGCAACCGCCGCAUCAGCAGAUGAUGAUGAUGUCAUUCCCGGCUAUGAACAUGCAUUGGGGGGGCCCACAGAACCACCCGCAGCUGAUGUUCAACAUGCCUAUGGGAAAUGCACAAGGUAAUCCUGCUGGUCCAUUGUUUCCUGCUAACUUUAUGGUUUCCGGUGGACAGCCGGGUUUUGGGAUGUUCAACCCACAACAGUCACUUGGGCAAAGCUUACCCAUGGUGAAUCAUGGCCAACAGAUGCUACCUCCCAAUGCACCUCAAAGUGGGUCUCCAUUUGGUCAAGUAUUGCCCAUGAUGAAUUUGGGCCAACAAAUGGAGCCUCCAAAUGCACCUCAGAUUGGAACCAGUGAUGAUUCUUGGCCGCCGCCUGAGAGUCACCGGAGUUCUGAUCAGCCAAGGAGCUUUCGCGGUGGCCGGCAAACAAAUCACAGGGGCGGUGGCCGUUUUAGAGGCGGGAGAGGCAGACCACAGAACAACUGACCCCAGAGGUGUUUAUUACUCUACUUGUAUUGUUAUUUGAAUUUUUAAAUUUCAAAAGCCCAUCAAACCAUCAAAAACAUGUGAAAACUUUUACUCUAGUUUUAACUUGUAAGCCAAAAAAAAACACAUGGGAAACAUGAGUAUUUCAUUGUUAUCAGUUAUCACGGAAUUGUCAGUCAGCAGUUGUUCGCAG